AUGGUGCGGGAUGCCGACGACGACGACGCCCUGAUUCGAAAGCUCGCGGCUCGUCUCAAGCACAACGAGGAAGAAGUGGAGCGAGCGUAUAGCAGAGCAUCUCGGAAUGUUCGCACAGUCUUGCGACGACAGGAACUCAAUACCAUCCGUCCGACGACGGAUCGCCCAGUAUGCAGGUUCCUCGGCGAAGAACAACUCGUCAAGGUCCUCGGCACCUUGCCAUUGGAAGUUGCGCUUCUCGCCCUGGCCCGCGUAUACGAUGAGUGCCACGUGACCCUGUGUAAGGCGCUCCAAGCGGCACGAAAGGGCCAGCCUCACCAUGAAGCCUUUACCCACGAUCCCUGCGUCGAUCUUCAACUGCUGACUGAUCAACUGGGCCGGCACCAGGAGGUGGUGGAAGACCAGAUACUCCUCGUAGCAAUCACUGAUGACCAUACUCCGCUCAGAGCUGCAUGGAAGCCUCUGCCGCCCAUGUCUUUUGACCAUCUUCCCCGACUCUCGUCGCUUUCUCAGGUCCUGCCGGGAGAACAAUCGCCCUGUCAUGAAUAUGCUGGCAUUGGAGGGGGAGGAGGAUCAGACAUCAUUAGUGCCAGUCUCUUAGGUCAUUUGCUGCAACGGCAUCGCAAGCAGAUGGACCUCCUGAUAUCGACCCGCACCUGGGCGACCGGAUCACAAGGGAAAAAGGGUUCCAAGAUGGGGAUCAAGCGUGAAAUCUACAAUCAUGAUGGACCAGCCCGUGAGGCGCACGGGCAAGCGGUUGCUGGGACCUUUCGGGUGAAAGAAGGGACCUCCGCCGAAGGCCGCGACCUAGAAACCAUUCCACUCCCACAUCAUUCACAAAUAUUCAUCGUGUUGGACCAAGGCGAGUCCACAUCGGAGAUUCCUGAGAACGACAAAGCCGACUUACGAGACCAAUUUCGCGCCGUGCUUGCUCAGGCAAAACCGCCCAUCGAUACCGUUCUCAUUGUCGACACCGGGGGGGAUGUAUUUGGUGCCGACGAAACCGGCGGAACCACCCCCGAUCAGGAUUUCCGAGUUCAGAGAGCCAUCAGGACCUUGUCAUCCUCCUAUAAUCUCGUCACCGCGGUGGUGUCCCCAGGAGUCGAUGCGCCCGAUGAUGCGCCGCAAAAGGCCCUGAAAGCAGGCGGCAUGGUAUACAAGCCGACAGAAGCCGAGAAAGCAAUGCUUCUUAAUCUCUUGGCCAGUGAGUAUAAGAUGGAUGGUUCAGACCCAAGUAGAUUUGGCAAGACCAUAUUGGCCUUGCAGGCACGACUCCGGGGGGUGGUCGGGUGGACCUCGUUGGAUCUUCCUACGUAUGUUGUUGAUACAUGGGACAAUCCAUGGAAUAGCUUCGUGUACAUCCGAGACUGUAUGAGCGAUAUCAUCUUGAUGCCUACAAUCAAAUUGCUGCCUUUGAUUGAGCCCUCCUCAAAAGGCCGGUGA
Rhinocladiella mackenziei CBS 650.93 is the source of this 1443-nucleotide messenger RNA. RefSeq lists its product as uncharacterized. Lineage: Eukaryota; Fungi; Ascomycota; Eurotiomycetes; Chaetothyriales; Herpotrichiellaceae. The transcript has a single exon. The coding region runs from base 1 to 1443 and encodes 480 amino acids. The record is from RefSeq and is a predicted model, not a curated record.